Messenger RNA from Chaetomium fimeti, 2970 nucleotides. RefSeq lists its product as uncharacterized. Bases 283 to 2814 code for a protein of 843 amino acids. The transcript has a single exon. The record is from RefSeq and is a predicted model, not a curated record. NCBI's taxonomy places the organism in Eukaryota, Fungi, Ascomycota, Sordariomycetes, Sordariales, Chaetomiaceae.
GGUUCAUGGCGCCCAUGACAGCCAGAACUUUCCCCUUGAUUGGAUACCUACCUGCCUUAUCUGUGGAAGCGGCAGAGGUUCGAGACCGGGCGAUGGGCCACCCUGCAGUGCCUGCACUCGUCAGCAUCCAGGUCGCUCCUGCCUAGGUCUAACAAGAACAAUCUCCAGCCGGCGCUGCCUUCUCAACAGUGCACUGGGCUCUUUCUUUCUCUCUUUGGUCUCAAUUUUUACUUACCUUACUAAGGUAGAACUAGCAACAUCAAAACCAGCAACUCCUUGGCAAUGGACCCCGAGAAGAAUGGCAGUUCCUCGGGCACUUCGUGUCAACGAGAAGAGGCAGAGGCUCAUGCCCCCGAGGAUUCACAGCACCAGAAUAGGAUAGCCUUCCCUCGCAUCCGAGGCCGAAGGACACAAUCCCGGUUAGAGCACCCGGUGCUAUCGUGGAAAAAGCCCCCGCCCCAGCCUCUUGCCGAACCAGAAGCCCCGAAGUUGCCCAAACGAGGAAAAGAAGUGAGAUGCAACCUCGAAGCCAUCAUGGACAAGCUCAAGCCCUUUCACCUUCCCGGAGCUAAAUCACACUCCCAACUUGAGCUCGACAGUCUUGCAGACUACGGUGUUGUCGACCGUGACGCUCUCGCAUUGCGCAGGGUAGAAGCCGAGCGCUUCGUGGCAGUCAUACAGAACCCGAAGAAGCCCGUCACCGCUGACCUGCACUUGGUUGGCCAACAGUACCAGUACUUGCAGGCCGCCUGCGCCGGCGAGGCUUGCUACCGACGACUCUCUUCCAUGUCCCAGACCAUAUCCGCCGCACUCAACCUCUGCCUUCUGGACAACGAAUGCGUCAACACCCAGUACUGCAAGCGCAUUUCAAGCCGCGAACGACUCCAGAGUUAUGUCCAGCGUGCUCGCGUGGCUGCGCGCGAGGAAUCUACCAACAGCGAAGACGAGGGUCACCGUGCAUCAGUCUUUGCCCUCGUUGACUACGUCUCUGCCAUCCUGGCCCGCUUGAUUAGCCAAACCGCAGAAGGAGAGUUUUGGCUCUUGAACACACUCGCUGCUUUGGCGGCACGCACCGCAAAAAUCAAGUUCCUCUUAUUCGAUAUUGUCGCCAAUGCGGUCAAAGCGGCCAACACAGGCCAGGAAGUUCUCGAUCGCGGCGCUGACAAAGGCUCACUCGGAGACUUCUCCAUGAAUGCCGACUUUGACGAAGAGGAGUGCGAAGAAGCUUUGCGCAUCAUCAAUGCGAACCAAAAAGACGGCCUCGCAUCCGAAAUGGAUGCUUCCGUGGCUUCGUUCUGCGUCAACCAGAACAAAUAUCGCUCCGGGUUGAACACUGCGAUGCGGCACGCCCUCAGCUGUCUUCGCCUUAUGAAUCUUUCCGGGCUGCCCGCGACGACAUACGAGAUGUGCUUACUGGUCUACGACAUUGGCUUCGAGGGCUUCAAGACUGUUCUCUUCCAAGAUAGGGACCUAGAGUACUCUGCUUCGUCAGAUCGCGACGUGCUGAAUACGACCCAGUCUGCCCUCGUUAUACUCGACCAGAUUCUCAAACAGCUUCAAGCGAGCAAGUCCCACCGACUCAUCAGUGAAAAAGACCAGACCGUUGUCGAGUGGGCGUAUCACGAGCUCGAAGAGUCUGGCAUCGGAACAGUGACACCCGCUCAACUCAUCCCGCAGAAAGUCCCGCUCGAUUCUAUGGCUGAUAUCGUCACCGUCAUGGUGCCACUCGCCUUUACCAGCCCCAUGCUACUGGCGGCGUUCACACAGUUCCGCACGAUGAUGGCCUUGUCUGGAGGUGUCAAGGACGUUGUGCGAUCGUUCCAGGAAGGCCAGUUUGGCACUUAUUGCAGGCUCUAUACGAGAGAAUUCGACCAGGAAGCCCAAGGCCGGGAAAUAUUACGGCUUUCGCAGGCAUUCAAGUGCCGCACCUUCUCCCGCUGCAGGCUUAUCGACAAAAUGGAGGACAGUUCUUCAAGCUUUCCCCAUCUGGCAGAAGGGGUUCCAGACGACACAGAAUACGAGAGCCUGGAGAAAGAGCUCAUCAAAUGCUCCGUCAAAAUGAAUGGAUGGCUGAUAGACGAGAGCUCGGUGACAGUUGCCUGCCGCCGUUAUGUUUCUGGAGUCAUGUCUACGGCCCUGGUGCUUGCUGCGGGCGGGUUAACCAUUGGCUUCACCGUCGGCGAGCGCAUCCCAGGUGUUGAUCCGUUCAACCUCGCCACCUAUACUUGGGUCGUUGCCGCCUUUGUCGUUCUAGUAUGCAAAGCUGUCCUGGUUGAGAGCUGGGCUUGGAGCGACUUUCUCCAAUUCAAAGUUCGCUGCAAAUCCGUGUCCGAGUUAGCAGCCACCACACAGAUGGACGAACAAGUCAUCAUCGCGAAGCUGCUCCACGAUGACUGUGGCGACAGCAUCCUGGUUACUAGGGGACCCUUCAACUCCGUUUUCCGGCGACAGGCAAAUUCCGAGGACGGGUUUUCCAUCGAUGUCAAAAUCAAGCCCACAACUUUGAUUCUUAGUGGCCUCGCUCCGCUCAAGGUUGUGACUCCCCGCGGACACGCCAUCGUAUGUCUGGAUCACCGUCGAGGCACAUUCCUAGCAUUCGUCCAGCACGAAGGUGUCAAGAAGAAGGAGCACCUUGUCUGCGAUGACAUUGACCGGCACAUUAGGGACUGGAAGGCCCCGAAGCCGCGGAGAGGGUGGCGCGGCGCCAACCAAGUCGAACCGUGCAUGCUUCAUUUGACAAAAGCGAGUGAUUUCAAAUGGAAACGCGUUCAAGGUCUGUGCGACCUUAAAGAGGGGGAAGUUGUUUUCGUCUAGGGUCUCGUCAGCCGCACCUUGCUGCAUUUUGCGAAGUCAGGAAAUUGGCGAACGGCAUCUCGGUUUCCCUUCCCUUCUUGGUCACCGCAAUCGCACUUCUUAUCCAAUUAAUCACAUUAGAUACCACUUGGCGACAAGAUGAGGCUCCUCAUGCUC